AUUUCACCUCUCCAUUAUGUCGGUGAAGCUAUUUUGGAACGAGUCGCGCCAUUAAUGGCUUCUUCUUCCUCCUCCUCCUCCUCCUCCUCUCCUUCUCCAUCCAAACCCUAACCCUAACCUUAACCUUAAUCCUACCCCCAACCCCAACACCAAUGCGAAUCCCACGUCGCCUCCUACGUCGGGAUCUCACUUCACCCUGUAAGUUCUCGUCCCCCCGUCGAUUUCUCCGUCUCCCCACCGAUCUGUGCAAAAAUUAGGGUUCUCGCAACAAUUCGACCCCGGCAUUGCUCGAUCCGACGCGGGUUCUGAGUGAAUCGCGCCUCGCGUUCUUCAGUUGCUCUCGGCUUGAAUCCCGAGACGUUGACCCGUGGGAUUUAAUGCGGUGAGGUGAUUUCUCGCCAAAUCCGUGCGAUUAGUGGCUUCGUUAUUGUAUUUGUGAAAAAUGUGGGUUGUUUGGUGGUGGAUAUGAGUGUUUUGUGAUCCUGUUGGAGAGAAAUUGGUGAGAGAAACCUGUUUCUACGGGUAAUGGCUUCUUCAAUUAGUUUAUGUUUGUGAAAAAAUGGGUUUUUGGUGAUGGAUAUGACCUUCUUCAAUUAGUCUAUAUUUGUGAAAAAAGGGGUUUAGUUUAUAUUUGUGAAAAAAAAGGGUUUUUGGGGGUGGAUAUGAGUGUUUUGUGAUCCUGUUGAGGAGAAAUGGGUGUAGAGAAAGCUGUUUCUAAGGGUAAUGGCUUCUUCAAUUGGUUUGAGUGGAGCAAGAAGUCGCGGAAGAGGUUGUUCUCCUCCAAUGCCGAAUCCUCGUCCGAGAAAGAAGAAAAGGGGAAGGAAAUGGUCGAUAGUGUUGCGAGCUCGCUCCCGCGUUUGGUUGAUGAGGAUGAGAUUGUAGGAGUAUCGAGUGUUAAGGGAAGCAGCGGAAGCAGCGAUUACAGCUGUUCAUCUUCGGUGACCGAUGAAGAAGGGAAUGGAGUACGACCCUUGGGAGUAGUGGCGAGGCUUAUGGGUUUGGAUUCUAUGCCUAAAAGAGGUGUUUCUGAACCCUACUCCACGCCUUUGUAUGAUUUGCAUGAUUCGAUGAGUAAUCUUCGAGAGAAUGCUGAUCGGCACAUUGGUCAUGGAAUUUACAUCAAUGAUCGUCUUAGUCAUGUUUGUGUUAUUAAGGGAACUAAAGCCUACCCUGGGAAACUGAUGGAGAUGUGGUCGGAAAAGAUGCCAAGUAGUCCGAUAGAGAGGUUUGGAAUGGAAGCCUUGCCUCUGCAAUCUUCCAAGGCUAUUGCGAUUCCCCAUUAUAAGUCAUUAUCACCAAUAAGAAGCCCUGCGGUCACAUCUACUAGAGAUGCAGCUCAUAUAAUGGAAGUUGCAGCGCAGAGAAUUGAACCUCGACUUCAGAGCAGCACCGAUGCGUGUAAAGUUCGGGCUUCUGGGAUAUAUUUAAGUCCUUUACGAGUUUCUGAUUCGAGGGAGACCAUUACAUCCGCACAAAGAACAUCAAGACUUCAAGAAGCGCAAAGGCGACUUGUUGGGUCUUCUUCGGCUGGUUCUCUUAAAGGAAAACCUUUGAAAAGCAGGAGUUUAAGUGAUUCAGAAGAAAGUACUGUUGAUAGGCCUUCGUCCAUACUAAGAACUGAUCCAUCUGGUUCGAAAGGCGUCAGAAAAUCAAGGACACUCGAGGUUCAAUCUAGGUUGAAUGUCCAAAGAAGGGAAGGUUCAGGCAAUUCCAGUAGAAAAGUUUUAAUUCGGAAGGACUUUGAUGAAUGUAAGCUGAAUGGACCGGUAAGAAGUGAACCGAACAAUCAAAGGAACAGUAAUCAGAAAAGAACAGCAAGCAAAGCUUCUAGUGUGCUCAGGCAAAACAACAGCAAGCAAAACGGUGCGGUAAAUAGAGAUAAGUCAACUUCAAAGUCAUCUGUUGCAAAAAAGCAGGCCGAAAAAGCUCUUUCCGGAGAAGCCGCUUCUCGGAAGGUCCGGGCUGUAAAUAAACCUUCAGCGAGCACAACAGUUGGUUAUAGAAAGGAUGGUUCAGGUCCAAGUAAGCUUGAAAAGGAAAGGUUGAUAUCGAGUGAUACAAACACCUCUCAAACAAAAAAAGUGGCAGAGAACAUUUCAGUGAGCAGAAUUGAAAAGCAUAUUCAGCAUAAUGUUGUGAUAGAUGAACGGUCAAGAUUGAGUGAGGAUAAGAGAAAGAAUGCUAUCGAUGUUGUAUCUUUCACAUUCACGUCACCAAUGAACAAAUCAUUAUCCCGUUCAUUGUUCCCCUCUCAUGAGGUGGGAAAAUAUGACAUAAAGAAUGGAUACUCUACUGUUACUGCUUGCCAAAGCAGUGGCUUAGAUUCGGAUAACAAGAAUUUAUUGAAUAGCCGAUCGAAUGUGAUAGAUGGUGAUUUUCUGGGUAUCCUUUUGGAGCAGAAGCUGAGGGAAUUAACAUCGAGAGCCGAGUCACCCUAUUGUAAAUCUUCCAAGGGUGGUCUCGCACUAGAUUUUCCACCAGCUUUACCAGAGACAGCAACUGCUUGUGAAACCUCUGGUGCUGCACCUGUUGUACAUGAAAGGGAGUCGUUAGGGUCUUGUCAGGAUGAAUUAGUUGGUAAUGAUGAAACGGGCAUCCUAUUAGCUAAUGAUGAGGUGUGCAGUAUGCGGCAUGACGUGCAGCAAACUGCAAGGAGGGAUCACAGCAGCAACCGCGAGGACCAUAAGGAACCUGGGAAUCUACAUUCGAAUCCCCGUUCCAUCUUUGAAGCCUCUUUUUCAAAUGAAAGCUGCAUCUCUUCAGAGAGCUGGGAGAGCUCAAAAGAAUGCAAGAUUUCUUCUUCCGCCCAAGUUCGUAGUUCUUAUUUCUCCAACGAAGUUCCAGAGGUGGAAACUGAGAUAGAUUUACCCGAGUCACCCAUUUCAUCAUUUUCAGCAACUACCCUCGGAAUGCCUGCAUCAGAAACAGGUAGCACGUGCCGCACAGAUUAUUGGAAUGCAGAACUGGAGUUUGUGCGACAGAUGUUGAGAGCUAACGCCAUCUCUUUUGACAUCAUCCUCUCUUACAAAUUGGAGCAAGCCGGCGGAAUUCUUGACCCCCUUCUUUUUGAGGAGUUAGAAGCAAACGGAGUAUCCGUGGACUUCGGAAUGAGAAGGAAGAUGUUAUUUGGUUGCAUUAAUGAAUGUUUGGGUGUGAAACUUUGCUAUUAUUUCCAUGCGGGGUAUCGGCUCUGGGCUAAAGGGGUGGCAUUUUUACUUACGAAUUUGGCCGAAGAAGUCUAUAGAGAGAUUUCAGCUUGGGACAGCAUGGGGGAGUGGAUGGUCGAUGAACUUGUCGAGAGAGACAUGAGUAGCCAAUUGGGGAGGUGGGUCGACUUUGAAACCGAAUCAUUUGAAUUGGGUAUAGAGAUCGAGAGCGAGAUAUUAAGUUCGUUGGUCGAUGAAGUUGUUGCUGAUUUUGAUAUUGAAGCCCCAUAAUAGCUGCCCUUCCUCCCAGUCAACUGUAAGUUAUUUAGCUGUAUUGUAUAUUUACACAUUGCUUUCUCCAGUUUAACCUUUUUCCUUUUUCUAGUUCAUUCAUUUAGCUAUGUGUUCUUUGAGGUUGACCGAGCAUUACAUCAACCUUGAACUGUUUUACCUUUUCGGUGAAAGUCAAAAAAAAAAAAAAAAAAAGAAAACUAAAAGAACGAGAAAGCUUCCGGUGGAGAGUAAACCCUAAUUUAAGGAAGCCUUUCAGAGACAUAUUAGUUUAUAUGGGUUUCUGAAAGUCCAUGACUCAAACCUUUUGUGCUUGAAUCUGUAAAUGUCUUCCUCCGUCUGAUGUAUUUAAUCUAAAUUCUCUGCUUUUGGGGGAAUUAAUUGCUUCGUCGAGUAUCAUAGCAAUAUUUCUUGCUCACACAGUAUUAGUGAAUUAACUUGUGUCUAA
Messenger RNA from Ananas comosus (pineapple), 3885 nucleotides. RefSeq lists its product as uncharacterized. The record is from RefSeq and is a predicted model, not a curated record. The transcript is spliced from 5 exons. The coding region runs from base 693 to 3437 and encodes 914 amino acids. Lineage: Eukaryota; Viridiplantae; Streptophyta; Magnoliopsida; Poales; Bromeliaceae.